Molecule: messenger RNA, 1176 nt
Organism: Truncatella angustata
Lineage: Eukaryota; Fungi; Ascomycota; Sordariomycetes; Amphisphaeriales; Sporocadaceae
Product: putative metal tolerance protein 3
Exons: 1
Coding region: 1-1176 (391 amino acids)
Biological process (GO): transmembrane transport; monoatomic cation transport
Cellular component (GO): membrane
Molecular function (GO): monoatomic cation transmembrane transporter activity
Source: RefSeq, a predicted model, not a curated record
AUGCAAGUUGUUCGACGAUACUCUGACGGCGACCCUUACAACCUGCAGUCAGCAUUCAAGUCCGAGGCGCAGUUGAACGAGAUCAAGGCCAACACAUCACGCAAGCGAACAGGUGGCAAUGCGAGUGCCAACGCGGGACUGCGCGGAUGCGUGCCUGCACGAGACGCAUUAAAGGCUCGGAAGAUUGAGGGUUUCUACAAGGCGCAGAACGAAACGAUCGAGCGACUGCUGAAAUCCGUAGAGGAGCAUCGCGCUGAAGCGCAGCAGGCCCAAGGCGAUGACCAUCUUCGACACCAGAUUGCGGUAUAUGGCAGUUUCGCGGCAAACAUAAUCCUCUCUGUCUUACAGAUGUAUGGUGCUAUCUCUUCGGGUUCGCUUUCACUCUUCACGACUAUGGCCGACUCCGUCUUCGACCCUAUGAGCAAUCUGCUACUUAUCUUGUCAAACCGCGCAGUCAAGCGAGUCGACCCGAACAAAUUCCCUAGUGGCAAGGCGCGUCUGGAGACUGUGGGAAAUAUAUUCUUCUGCUUCAUGAUGACAGCCGUGUCCCUGAUCCUGAUCGCCUUUUCAGCCCAGGAGCUAGCCGAUCAUUCGAACGAGGGAACUACUAACUUCCACCUACCCUCGAUCAUUGCCGUAGCCAUUGCGUUCAUCACGAAAUUCGCUUUGUUCCUCUACUGCUGGGGUAUCAAGGACAAGUACAGCCAAGUCGAUAUCCUGUGGCAAGACCACCGCAACGACCUCCUCAUCAACGGCUUCGGUAUCCUGACUUCUGUUGGCGGCUCCAAGCUUGCGUGGUGGAUCGAUCCCAUGGGUGCCAUUAUUCUAUCCGUUCUGAUUUCUGGCAUCUGGCUGCGCACUGCCUUUCAAGAAUUCAUGCUUCUCGUUGGGGUGGUCGCUUCAGUCGAGACCCAGCAGCUCAUCACGUAUGUGUGCGUAACGCACUCCCCUCUGAUCCAAGGCAUCGACACCGUCCGUGUUUACCAUUCAGGCCCACGCCUCAUCGCCGAGGUCGACAUUGUCAUGGACCCUAACGCUUCGCUGCGGGAUACCCACGAUGUGGCUGAAGAGCUACAGUUUAAGCUUGAGGAUCUACCAGAUAUUGAGAGAGCGUACGUCCACGUCGACUACGAGACAACGCACAAGCCCGAACACUUUGUCAAGAAAGACCUUUAG